CCCCGCCCCAAACGCGAGUCCCGUAUGCGCACAUCGCUUUCUCUCUGACGCACCCCCGGAAGCACUGGCAGUUUUGGUGGGGGCUGGACCGGGAAGCGUUUCCGGGGGCGGGAGGCGCAGGCUGAGGCGGUUGCGGCGGCGACGGCUUGGACGGGCCUGGCGCCGGCGGCGGCGGAAACUAUCCCACCGGUGGGCUAUGUGAGCGUCGAGGACUUGGCAGAAAUCGAUGUGAUUUUAAUUUGAAACAAAACUAAGAAAUGGGUUCCUCUUCCUCGUUCAUUCAUACUGCUUUUUGAUGGUCAUGGCAUAAGGAACUUUAUCCCAGGAAUACAACUUUGCAUUAGCACCAAACAAGAUUUGUGAUGAAAUGGAGCCUGGAACAAACUCUUUUCGAGUAGAAUUUCCUGAUUUUUCCAGCACCAUUCUGCAGAAACUGAACCAGCAGCGCCAGCAAGGACAAUUAUGUGAUGUCUCCAUUGUUGUCCAAGGCCACAUUUUCCGAGCACACAAAGCCGUUCUUGCUGCCAGUUCACCCUACUUUUGUGACCAGGUACUCCUCAAAAACAGCAGGAGGAUUGUUUUGCCUGAUGUGAUGAACCCCAGAGUGUUUGAGAACAUUCUCCUAUCAAGUUACACGGGACGUCUAGUAAUGCCUGCUCCAGAAAUUGUUAGUUACUUAACAGCUGCAAGCUUCCUCCAGAUGUGGCAUGUGGUAGACAAAUGCACUGAGGUUUUAGAAGGAAACCCCACAGUCCUUUGUCAGAAGCUAAAUCAUGGCAGUGACCACCAGUCUCCCAGCAGCAGUAGUUACAAUGGCCUGGUAGAGAGCUUUGAGCUGGGCUCUGGGGGCCAUACGGAUUUCCCCAAAGCCCAGGAACUGAGGGAUGGAGAGAAUGAAGAGGAGAGCACCAAAGACGAGCUGUCAUCUCAGCUCACCGAGCAUGAAUACCUUCCUAGCAACUCGUCCACAGAGCAUGACCGGCUAAGCACUGAGAUGGCGAGCCAGGAUGGGGAGGAGGGGGCCAGCGACAGUGCCGAAUUCCACUACACCCGGCCCAUGUACAGCAAGCCCAGCAUAAUGGCUCACAAACGCUGGAUCCAUGUGAAGCCUGAGCGCUUUGAGCAAGCGUGCGAGGGCAUGGAUGUGCAUGCAUCCUACGAUGAGCACCAGGUCACAGAGUCUAUCAACACCAUGCAGACAGAGCACUCGGUCCAGCCCUCGGGAGUAGAGGAAGACUUUCACAUCGGGGAAAAGAAAGUGGAAGCAGAGUUUGAUGAACAGGCUGAUGAAAGCAAUUAUGACGAGCAGGUGGAUUUCUAUGGCUCUUCCAUGGAAGAGUUUUCUGGAGAGAGGUCGGAUGGGAAUCUCAUUGGGCACAGACAGGAGGCUGCCCUAGCAACAGGCUACAGUGAGAAUAUUGAAAUGGUAACAGGGAUUAAAGAAGAAGCUUCCCACCUAGGAUUCUCAGCCACCGACAAGCUGUAUCCUUGUCAGUGUGGGAAAAGUUUCACUCACAAGAGUCAGAGAGAUCGACACAUGAGCAUGCACCUUGGUCUUCGGCCUUAUGGCUGUGGUGUCUGUGGUAAGAAAUUCAAAAUGAAGCAUCAUCUCGUGGGCCACAUGAAAAUUCACACAGGCAUAAAGCCAUAUGAGUGUAAUAUCUGUGCAAAGAGAUUUAUGUGGAGGGACAGUUUCCACAGGCAUGUGACUUCUUGUACCAAGUCCUACGAAGCUGCAAAGGCUGAGCAGAAUACGACUGAGGCUAACUAAAAACAGGGUCUGGCCCUUGAGUGGCAGGCACAAAAAUAAACUAUGGUAAUUAUGCAAAUCUGGGCACAGAUGAUGCGUGCUACUUGCUAUUAUGAGAGAAGCUUAAAAAAAAGGAAGAUAUUUCUGAAAGACCAGCUCUAAGUAGGCCAAUUAAAAAAUCUUAAUUCUUCAAAUUUGUAUGUUCCAGGCCUGGAGUGGGUAAUGGGGAUAAGUUAGCCCACCUCACACCUGGCAAGGUAAACCUUCAGGCCCAUUGUGAAUGAGGCAGGUGGACUUGGUGAUAGAGACACCUGCACUUUGAAUUGGACUCCAACCCACCAGUUCCAUUUCAGGUGGCAGCAGUUUUUGAUCGCUCAUUAUUACAAGGUCAUAUUGGAAUUUUAUUUUGCUCUUACUAUAGAUACUUAGGUAAUGUGGGUUUGUUUUGGUAGCUGCUUCACUGAAUGAAAUGCUACUUAUGUAAUAGCUACAGAUAAUGUGAUUCCUAGGAUACUAAGUUGAUUAACAGAGCUCUCUUACCUGGGUUUAUUCUUUCUAAAGGGUAUUUUAACCAAAACUAUGGAGAUACUAAGAGGGUGACAUUCUAAGUAAGAAACAAAUAACUUACGGUACAAGCUUCAAAUUCUGUAAGAUGCCACUGUCACAAUGUGUUUCAGACUCUUGAUAAGUCAGAGUUUUAUAUUUUAGUACUAACAUUUAGUUUAAACAACUGUUUGUAAUUCUCUAGGGUGCCAGACAUAGGUAUUUCUAACUGGUUUGCUGUCCCAAAUCCUGUUUAAUUGUAGCAUCCACACAGUGGGAUCUGCUCUGUGGCUAGUAGACAUCUAGCCUGCUUUGACUCUCUGACCACGGUACCAUUGGCUGCUCCAGCCGAUUCACUCUGUCUUAGAUUACGGUGCUUCCUGAAGAGGUCAGUCAAUGACCACAGUUACUGGGAAGGAGCCAGAAGUCACGGCUGAGAGUUACCUGUGAACUUCAGGAGCUAAUAGAGUGCUACAGUGACACUCCAACUGUCAGACUGAGAGUAGCCGAGUAGCAGAAUUUUGAGUGUCAGGUUAUACUUGGGUGGGGCAAGUUGUGGGGUACAAUUACCCAAGAAAAGAGGAGUCUUGAAAAUACACUGGUGGGGGAGAUACUCGUAGAGGGGUACACUGAGCUAAUCCUCCUGGCUCUUUAGGAGUGCUGGAAUGUGUUUUAAAAGGCAGAAAGAAAGAGUCCUAAUUUUAGGAAGUAGUCCACAGAUUCAUGCUCUCAUAUUAUAGAUAAAGCUGCGUAAGUUUACAAGUCCACAUAGCUAUAUCUACCAAAAAAAACAAGAAAAGCAGCUAUUCUGAGACCUUUUCUGAGGAUCACUCAGAGGUUUUAGGUUAAAAAAGAAGCAUGUUCAGGAUGUUUUAAGCUGUGUAACAUACCUGAAGUUGUCACCAGGGUAGGGACAGGGUGCUACUGUUAUGUUAACUUUUCCGUAAACUUACCGGCUUAUUAUUUCUUAGUGGAAACUUUUUUUCCUUAAAAUAAAAAUAACUUUUCUUGGAUUUGGGGUGAAGUUUUGUUCUAAAAGUUUGGCUUUGCUCUAAAGUGAGAGACUCUGCUGGCAAUGGCCUCUGAUCCUCAAGCUCCUACCAUCAAGGCAUUUACUUGUUAAACGUUGUUUGGAAAGGGGAAAGGAAGACUUACUUACCAGUUAACUCUUGUAAUCGAGGUUACAAAACAGGGAUGUAUUCAUUAACACUGUAUCAUUCUCGAUAUAUAAAAAGCACUUUGUAUUUAAAACUUUAUUAUAAAUAUAUAUAUAUAUUGAUUUUCUAACCUAGAAACUAGAUAUUACCUCUUGGUUGUUUGCCACGUUAAUAUCUUCUUCUCUUAGUGUUGAAACUUCAGUUAACAGUCAUCUCUGUGUACCUAACAGAGAAUAUAGAAGUGACUUACAAUCAAGCUCAGUUGCUCCUUCUCUUUUUCUCACGUUAGAAGCAGUGGGUUUUAGGUAGGAUCCUAGCCUUUAUAUGUGAGGAGAAAUUGUUGUAUUACUCCUACUAAUUUCAGUACUAGGGCAGUGAAGUCAUUUUGUUCUGCCGAAAGCUGAUCACCCUCUCCCAUGGUUAUCAGCAAACCAUUUUCUGCCUCUUUGGAAGGUUUGAUAUGCUGGUUUCUAUUAAAGAUUCUAUUCAAAUGAAUGUUGGGACACUUGGGAAGAAGAGUCUGAGAGGUAAAAUAAAAAUAUUCUGGAAAAAUCAUGGUCCUUCAAUUAUGUUUAGAUCAGCACAGCACCCCGUCAUGAGUAAUGGUGAGGAAGAGCUCUUGUUCAGCCAGGACUACUGGGCAGCUCUUCGGUGGUAGUUUUGGAAGCAGUCAGUUGUGCUGGGACUUAUUUAAUGUGUUAUGAAGAGAGGGAUAUCUUUUAUUGAACUCCUUAUAUGUACAUCAGCUACUAAAUGUAGAAUAUAAAAUGUAAGUUCCUCACAUCUGCAGUUUUAAGCUUUUUAUGAUAGUGGGGUUUUUGUAAAAAUUAGAGUUGCUAAUCAGGUCAGCCAGAGCCUGUGAGGUGGCUGGGCAUCUGAAGUGCUGGCCAUGUUCAGAGAGGCGGGGGGAAGGGCAUUGCCUUAGUUUGGAUGUUAAAAGUGAAUGUUUAUAAACUUUGCUUUUAGGAUUAGGAGAUCAUACUGUAUUACUACCUUUUUUUUUUUCCUGCCCACCCUGAGUUGGAUAGAUAGUCUCUCUCCUUACCCUCAGUACAGCUUUAGAAAAUCUUUAUCCUUCCCAUUGAGUUUGGAUAGCAGGGGGUUAACAUUUCCAAACAGUCUUUCAGGGAUCUUGUCAAUGGCCUACAACCAAGGUAUUUGUCCCCUACUUUGAGUCUUAACUGUGGUUUUUCUCCAUUCCCAGUGGGACAGGGCUUCAAGGCACCACCAGUGGUAUUUAAUAUUAGUACUUAUGCUAUGCCUUUAAUUUUAGAUACACACAUUGCAAUAAUCCACUUGGUAAAGUAGUUAUCACCGUCUAACUGAGGAAGGACUACGAUAGCCUUUCCUCUACUGUGGAGGGUUGUCCUCUGGCACUCUCGGACCCCAGCCUGUUGAUUCUGAUUUCUAGAUCUCACAUUCCUCCAGUCUCUUCUUUUGGCCACUACUUUCAAAGAGUCUGCCCAAAAGGGUCUCCUCUGUUCUAGUGGGCAUUUGCUGAACUAAAUUGACCCUAAGCUGACUUCUAGCUGUUUGGGAAAGCUGCUUAGUCUCAGUGGUCUUCCCACGGAGGCACACACCUCCUCAAGCUGCUGUAGAAGUGAAGUUGGGGCAGAGCAGAAGCAACAACACUGUGCUUUCCCUGAGGAAGAGGAUUUGCUGCAGCCCCCUGGGGGAGGGUGGAGAGGAUGCCAUCCCACCAAAGCCAGGUGUUUGCUUUUAUAAGGUCUCCGAUAAUUAGGAAUACUGAAAACCAAGCAACAUAUAUCCGCGGCCUCACCCUCAGCCGUCUGUGCCACACUAAUUUUGUGAUUUAGGUUGCUUUCAUGGGUGACUAACUUUAUUCAGUGAAACCAGGGUGUGUGUUUGUUUGGGUUUUUUCUUUGCUACUUAUGUGUUUAAAGGUACAUGUUUCUUAUUUCAAAUCUCUACUGAUAGUGCCCUAUGGGAAGAUGCUGGAACACAUUUUGCAAAUGUGACUUUUUUUUUUUUUUUUUAGUUUUGCUUGAAGCCUGUGUCAUAAUGUCAGUUGCUGCUGCCUUCUUUCCUUUUAUGAGGUUCCCAAUGUUUCUUCUAGAAAAUUACUUUAUUUAUGCAAGUCAGGUGACUCUUAGACCCAAAACCAUUUGAUGAUAAAUAGAUUAUCAUUAGGUGCAUAUCUUAUUGAUAUUUUGUGAAAUGUUAUGCCUGUGUUGCAAAAGUUGAAUAGUUUUGUCUUUAUAUAUUGCUGUCUUCAGUGUACAGCAUGGUUUUACUUAAUUGAAUGUUACUGUUUAAUAUUUUCUUCUUAUAGAAGAGACCACGGCCUUUUGUAUGACAUGUUUUAAUAAAUGUUAUCUGUCAACUUUGUAAAA
Orcinus orca (killer whale) is the source of this 5804-nucleotide messenger RNA. It is a transcript of the gene ZBTB43, whose product is annotated as zinc finger and BTB domain containing 43. Gene Ontology annotation, molecular function: DNA-binding transcription factor activity, RNA polymerase II-specific; RNA polymerase II cis-regulatory region sequence-specific DNA binding; protein binding. Gene Ontology annotation, biological process: regulation of transcription by RNA polymerase II. The transcript is spliced from 3 exons. NCBI's taxonomy places the organism in Eukaryota, Metazoa, Chordata, Mammalia, Artiodactyla, Delphinidae. Bases 368 to 1771 code for a protein of 467 amino acids. The record is from RefSeq and is a predicted model, not a curated record.